GGCCGGUCAGUGCGUCUUCUUGCGUUCGAGAACUUGGAAGGCCACGAUCAAGUUCCAGUGAUCAGUGUUCCUCAGUGUCGUUCGCGAGACGUCAGUUCUGAAAGCCUUGGGUUCAGUGCCUGGAAGUGGUGUUGUGCAUUAGGUUGUUACUCUGAAGACACAUAUUUAAAUGAGUGUGUAAGUGAAGGGGUUUUGCUGGUGAUGACCUUGCAAGAUAAUAUUUCGUCAUUAGUUCCGAUAAGUGGGCGCGCAUAUCACCCAAUUAGAGAGACGCUGUUGGUGGAAGUGGUUUUGUUACAACGCGGAACCAAUCCAGGUGCAGCAGAUGGCUCUGCAGGAGACACGGCCAUGACGGAGAGAAUCCGCGAAAUAUGAGGCCCGCAGGAUGCGCUGUGCCGAUGCGCGGCGUCCUCAUACUCCAGUGGCUCCUCCUGUGGCGACUGUCGCAAGCUGACCACCCGAUUGUCACGAUCAGCAGACAGUAUAAGGGAGAUAUGUUCACCGCCGAGGGGUUGUCUUGCUCCAAGGAAGUGUGUGCGGGUAGCAGCAGUGGAACCGCAGGGGUCGCUGAGAAGAAGGACUGCGCAUGUCAGUGCCUGCCUCACCUCCCCGUCUUCAGGGACGACCUACACAUCUGCAUCGAUGACAUUCACGAAUGUUCUUUGGCGCCAUUUUUGACUGGAACCACAACACAGAAAAUCCCGUUUGUAUUUCUGCCGCUUAAAGGUCAGAUCGUACACCCGAGCGCAGAGAUAAAUUUUUCUGGUGUGGUCACGCCGAUCUGUGUUGUGUCUGGAGCGCAGUUUCUCACCCGCGGAGGAUGGGUGGAUAUCCACAACAACACUUACACAGAGCCACCAUUUCGCCUCUUCAGGGACGAAGGCCGCACGUUCUUGCAGUGGCUAGGAGAAGUGGAUCUACGUUUCAGCAUGGAGGGUCGUCUGAUGCUCGUCCACUUAAUGUGUAAGGACGCUGGUGUAAGUGGCCAUGACCAAAGCAUCUUCACCCCCUGCGUGGCCUUCAGAGUGGCUGGGACACCAAGUGUGCGGGAGUGGUCAUUUGCAGCUGAUACCCACAACGCAGAUGGCGAUGGUCGUGGGCUCAGUGUGACCGAGUAUAUAGCCAUCGGAGUGUGCUCCAUCCUGCUGGGACUCAUCUAUGUAGCGUCAGUGUUUCUGUACUUGCACGUGAGGAGACGGCGGCGCGGAGACAAGCAUCAGGACCGCCGUAAUGGACAGCCUGUCCACCUCUCUGGGGCUGAUGAGGGGGUAGUGAAGAGUAACCCCUUGCUUGCGACAAAGAGGCACCCCCUUGAAGCUGGCAGCUACCUCAGUGACUCAGGCAGCUGCUGCUCCGAUAGUGACGCCGUGUCCGACGUUCCAAUGUCAGAUGACAACAACAGAAUAGCCCAAAAUGUCCAGGUGACAGCAGCGCUGGUGCAUUCCUGUGGCAUGUCGUUCUCCAUGCAACCCGAUGAACUCUGCUUCUCAGAGCCAAUUCACACUCAAGAACAAAGUUCCAUUGAACGGUUACCAGAAGAGAAUGUAUCCAUAGUGGAAACUCUAGAAGGACGAGAGGAAAGACCAGAGACUGUCCGAGCCAUAACGAACGGUACAGCACGAAGGAAACUGUACUUCAAUCCCGCGUACUUCGAGCCAGAGCUUCUUGUUGCUCCACCGCCUGCCGCUAUCGAAUUCCUCACAAAGAUCCGGGAGGUGAUUUCCAUCGCAAAGCAUAAGAUGUUGGCAAAACGAUUCUCUCCAACAUUGAUAGGAAUCCCUGAAGAGGAACAACUGCAGCAGGAUCUCACAAAUGGAUCCUAUUAUGGCGGACUCUCAAGCAAACGCGGUAGCGUAGGCACCGUCAGCCUUAAGCGAGAGAACGCCCGUCACCGGGGAUGUCCUGGAUGCCCUGGUUGCACCACCAGGCCUGUUGACAGCUUACUGACUGUCAAAGAGAAGAUAGCUUCUUGCCAGGCCUGCUGUGCUCCUGAGAACAAACACAGUUCUAUCAGAAAAUGGCUUGAAGAUGUGCCAGUAACAAAAAUAUCUGACCAAAUUUUGCCGAAGGAAGACACUUCAAAAGCCUCGAACCCGAUUGAACGUGGAAAAUCCUCUCAGAAGGGGAAGGCUCCUAGCAUUCCAAAAACUGAUGAAGUUCCAAAGCGAAACAAAGCUGUAGAUUCAGCAGUUAAUGCUAUACAAAAUCCCAAACACUGUAAUGGUAAACUCGUACAUCCACCUCAACCACCGCCAUCAAAAGUAAUGCAGCACAUAAAGAAGGAUGCAUCAGUAAUUCCCACAGCAGCAAAGAUGCAGCUAACAGCUAUGAAAACUUCCCCUUGCCCUACUCCACCACCACUGCCAUCCUCAGAUGUAAAUGAUAAGAUUAACAGUGUCUUCUGCAAGGAGAAUAAGAAAGAAGUGGUUGAGCCUGUUGUAACAAAACAGUUGAUGGAUGCAGUGAUAAAAGAGCUAGUGGGUCAGCGUGGCCUUGAGACAGUAAAGAUGUCUGACAUAGAUGUACCUACGAAGACUGUGAACGACAUUCCAGAAGAUCAAAAGAAGUCUUCUGGAGAAGAGUACGAAGCUGACAGCCUGGAGCGAUCAUCAAGGGAGCUGGAUGAAGAAGGUAUCUCUACCCCAACCGAAUAUGGGGAUGUGUCACCACAGCCAAGUUCAAGCCUAAGUUCAGCACUGCCUCUGGAAGAGGUACUCACGAUGCGAAAUGAGAUCUUUAACAUUCAGACAGGAAGCAAAACUAUUUCCAAACUAAAACUGGAAAAUACCAGUGUUCCAAAAGAAGCAUCCACUGAUGAUCAUGAGUAUGAAAUUAUUGUACUGAAUCCUGAUGCAAUGUUAGGGAACAUGAACAAUAAUAUUAAGUUGUAUAACCUUCCACAACUGCUGAACAACAGCAAUGGAUACAGUCUCGUCAGUGAAGUGUAUGUGAAUGAUGGGUACAAUUUCAGCAGUACAUCUAGUUCACCGAACAACACCACUUCUAGAAGCACCAGCGGCCCUAAGAUACGGUACUCUGAACCCGUGGAGAAGCCCGGCCACCUAACUAUCCAGGUAGAAGAUUCGCCAGAAAAUUAUAUUCCCCUCCCAGAUGACUCUGACAGUUUUGAACCAGAUACUCUUGACAGAAAGCCAAAUAAACACAAAGCAGAUGAAUCAACAUCUGCCGUCUCAAGUUCAAACAGACAUACAGAAAACUUCAAUGACUCCCUAGAGAGGCCUGUCCAAAUUCUUCUUCGUACUACUGGCAGCUUUAGAAGUGAUUCUUUGAGUCAGACUGGGUCUGACGAUCUGUCUCAGAUCUUAACUGCGUCUCCAUUGAACAGGGGCUUUGGGAGUCUCCGUGAGAUAUACGAAGCCCGUACCCAACAUCGUGUUGAGAUGGACAGUGUCAGUCUUGUGGGGUCCACACGCUCUUUGACAAGUGAACUGGACUACAACCAUACGCUGUCCUGGAAACGCAGACAGCCAUUGCUGCCUGCAGAAGGAAUGAUACUGUAUCCGGAAGCAAAACAGGCAAGGAGGCAGCGACCACCAACACCACCAGGCAUAAUCAGUGGUCCUCAGAAACCUGAACCUCCUAACAUUAUACCACCCUUACCUCCAAAAGCCUGUUCCCUGUAUGAAGAUCCACCACCUCCACGACCCCUAUACAAAAUCGAGUCAACUCCUCCCUUACCUCCAAGAUCAAUAAAGCCACCUCUGCCGCCAAAAAACGGGGCUGGCAGAAGCAUCAGCCAGAAGAGAAUGGUAUCAGAUCCUGCUCGUAGACCCCUACCUCCUCUACCACAGUCUAAAUGUCAUGAAAAGAGCAGUCCUAUCUUCCAUGAAAUUUCUACCAUCUCCUCCACAUCUACAUCAGCUUCUCAAGACCUGGAAACAAUUUCCAAUCUGUCUGGUGCUUCUGUGGACAGCCUCAACUCAUCUGACUAUGAAGCAUUUUACAUGACACCCUUCUCAGGAGAUGAGGAACCGGAUGGGAGUCAAACACUUGGCCAACGGGUAGAGCAAAGUUUGAAAAACAAAUUUACAAACUCACAAGACACUGGAUACAACAAUCAACUUGUUCUUCAGCCUGUCAAACUUAAGGCUGUACAAGGAAUUUCUUCGCUCUCAACAAAGAGUUACACAAAGGAAACAGAAAGUGACAACAGCCCAUUACGUAGUCGCCAAAGUGCGGGAAAAGAUUUGAUGAAACAUCUGCGAGACAAGAAGAGCUCUGAUUCGGUGAGGAAGACGUGGCGUCGCAUGGUUGAAAGGUCAGCGUCUGAAGUACCUCACAAGCCAGAGGACUCGGGUUACCUCAGCACCGACUCAAAUGAAUCCAAUAGGCACGUGCAGGUACGAAAAGCUUCAGAAGGGCAGAAUUCGAGCCAAGGACAGGGUAGCGUAAGUGAGACUGAUGAAUCUCUAUGUGAUGGUGCUAGUGAAUCUGGCGCGGAGAGCAUUGCGACAGACUCGUUCUUCUUCGGUAGUUUCCGGAAGCUAUCCACGUGCGCUGUGGUGACUGAGUCUGUUGACAGUGGGGUAGGGUCAGACCUGGUGAGAACAAUGAAUAGUUCCGUGCUAUUAGAAGAUGCAGGCGCUAGCAGCAGCGACUCUGAGAAUGUAAGCUUUGUGACUGUUCUACCUCCAGGUAGUGGCCAUCGGAGAUCAAUACGGAGUUAGUAUUUUAGACUCCGAGUUGCUCGACUUUCAGUUUGAAGUGUUGGAACAAGAAACCAAAGCUUAAGAACUGAAUGAGUGCUGUAUACUGUAGAAUGUACGUGCUUUUUACUACAGCUACCCAGGAAAAAAUAUGGGAAAAGGCAAUGAAUUUAUUUAUGGACAUAACUUCAAACAUCUCUUUACUGUUUCUAUGCAGUGCCAAACUUGUAUAUAUGUACAAACUAAUUUAUGAAAACUUACACAAUUUCAUACAUAUUCCAUACACAUAUUAGUGAUAUUUUCACAGAUGUGAUAUUUUGAGGGCCGACAGUGCAAUAAAAAGGUAUGAGGUAUCCAUGCCAACUUAAUAUUAGAACAAGAAGCAUUUUUAUAUUAAUAUUAAACAAUGAAAGUCUUUACAGUGAAAUGAGCUUUAUAAUUUAUGACAAUAACACUGAAUAUAACAUACAUAUAAAUGGUUAUAUAUAGCUGUAAAUAAGACACCUGUUGAAACAGA
Messenger RNA from Zootermopsis nevadensis, 5184 nucleotides. RefSeq names its product shavenoid (gene sha). Gene Ontology annotation, cellular component: cell cortex. Gene Ontology annotation, biological process: imaginal disc-derived wing hair organization. The record is from RefSeq and is a predicted model, not a curated record. NCBI's taxonomy places the organism in Eukaryota, Metazoa, Arthropoda, Insecta, Blattodea, Termopsidae.